AUGCGACGUUUCGUCAAUGCUGUUGUGCAGGCAUUCGGCGAUGAGUACCUUCGUUCUCCUAAUGAGGAGGACACUACGAGGUUGCUCGCCAUCAACUCGCGCAGAGGCUUCCCCGGGAUGUUAGGAAGCGUUGAUUGUAUGCAUUGGAGGUGGAAGAACUGCCCUAUGGCGUGGGCGGGGUCUUACACGGGGCAUGUUAACGCGCCAACUAUCAUUCUUGAGGCGGUAGCGUCGCAGGACCUGUGGAUCUGGCAUGCGUUUUUCGGCAUGCCUGGUUCGCUAAACGACAUCAAUGUCCUCCACCGAUCACAUCUCCUCGAUGACUUAGCCGCUGGACAGGCACCGAAGGUUAAUUACACAAUCAAUGGUCACGACUACACAAUGGGUUACUACCUUGCUGACGGAAUUUAUCUGGAAUGGGCCACGUUUGUGAAACCCAUUCCGUCUCCUGUCGGCCGCAAGCGGCAACACUUUGUCGUGCAACAAGUGGCGGCUCGCAAGGACGUGGAGCGCGCCUUCGGAGUACUUCAGUCGCGGUUUCCCAUUGUUUGA
Phragmites australis (common reed) is the source of this 552-nucleotide messenger RNA. RefSeq lists its product as uncharacterized. NCBI's taxonomy places the organism in Eukaryota, Viridiplantae, Streptophyta, Magnoliopsida, Poales, Poaceae. The record is from RefSeq and is a predicted model, not a curated record. Bases 1 to 552 code for a protein of 183 amino acids. The transcript has a single exon.